Molecule: messenger RNA, 978 nt
Organism: Danio rerio (zebrafish)
Lineage: Eukaryota; Metazoa; Chordata; Actinopteri; Cypriniformes; Danionidae
Gene: or80a7
Product: odorant receptor, family 80, subfamily A, member 7
Biological process (GO): signal transduction; G protein-coupled receptor signaling pathway
Cellular component (GO): membrane; plasma membrane
Molecular function (GO): G protein-coupled receptor activity; olfactory receptor activity
Source: RefSeq, marked provisional
AUGGCAAAUGACAAUUACACUGUGAAAAAAAUUGACAACUUUAUGAUCACUGGAUUUGAUCACCUGCAGAACCAAAAGCUCCUUGGAUUUCUCAUCUUGAUAUCCUACAUGUUCAUAUUACUUGGGAAUGGCAUCAAUCUGUGUAUCAUCUCAACUAACAGACAUUUACACAAACCAAUGUACAUAUUAAUCUGUAAUCUUGCUGUUGUUGACAUAAUGUACUCCUCGACCUGCAGCACAACCAUGAUCUCAGUGCUGCUGGCUGAGGUUAAAACGGUUUCAUACUACUCUUGCAUCUCCAGGACAUACUUCUAUCAUCUUGGUGAUUUAACAGAGUGCAUGGCUCUGACAUUAAUGGCAAUAGACCGCAUUAUUGCAAUUAAGCUUCCUCUGAGGUAUCACAGCAUUGUAACAAAUGUAAGAAUAGUGUUGCUUAUUUUUCUAGCCUGGCUCAUUUGUUUUGUUGCAGUAGGAUUUUUAACAUAUGUGGCAGACAGUCUCACAUACUGUCAGCCUGUCAUCAAAUAUGUGUUUUGUAGUUAUUCUGCUCUGGUCAGAUUUUCCUGUGUUGAUCCUGAACCUUAUUUUGCCAUUUCUACAAUAUUUAGUAUGUGGCCUUUGUGUGGACAGUUUCCCUUUAUUCUGUGCACAUAUGCUUUUCUGGCAUAUAGUGUGACUAAACUGUCCAACUCAAGCAGAAAGCAAAUGAUCAAUACUUGCUUGAGUCAUAUAAUUGUCCUGCUCAGUUAUUUUGCUCCAAAAAUUGUCUAUAUUUUACUAACUAGAAUAGGAGUUGUGUUGACUUUAACAGAGCGAAAUGCAAUUAUGAUCGUAUCUUCUCUUGUUCCACCUUUAAUAAACCCCACUGUUUAUUGCACCAGAACUAAAGAAAUCAGAAAACGAUUACUAGAUAUAUUUUUGCGCAAAAAAAUUGCACCGAAUCAUUUAAAAAUAAGUUCAGUUAAUUUAUUGUCUUAA